Molecule: messenger RNA, 3450 nt
Organism: Psammomys obesus (fat sand rat)
Lineage: Eukaryota; Metazoa; Chordata; Mammalia; Rodentia; Muridae
Gene: F7
Product: coagulation factor VII
Exons: 8
Coding region: 1784-2989 (401 amino acids)
Biological process (GO): blood coagulation; proteolysis
Cellular component (GO): extracellular region
Molecular function (GO): serine-type endopeptidase activity; calcium ion binding
Source: RefSeq, a predicted model, not a curated record
CAUGCUUCCUCGGGCUCACCGGCUGGUGCUUCUCUGCCUUCUGCUCCAGUUCCAGGGACCCCUAGAGGCUGUAGGACCCUCCUUUGGGGCAUGCCAACAUUCUCCUGUCGACCAGAGCCACCUUUUCAGCAACCUCUAGACAAAGCUUCUCCCAGCAAGGCAUGUAUGUUGGAGGAACCCUGCUGUUUGAGGUAGCAGUCCUCCCAGUCCAGAGAGCCAUUCUGAGCUGCCUGACUUCAUAUGAAGAGUGUCUUUAGACACAAAUGCCCCUUACCACAUUUGAUAUAUGGCCUUUGACACAGUUCCCUGCUAGCUCUCCCCUCCAAGUGCCUACAUGAUAAUUAGGUACUGUGUUCCCGUUCCUAUGAUAGGAGCAUCCUGUUUAAUGCAAAUCAAACAUCCUUCAAGUGCCUGGUUCCAACCAAUUAUGUACACCUAGCCUCGAGCCCCUCAUCUACUCCCCGAGGGGUACGUAGCCUUUGUUCUCUGGAAUUAAAGUUGAACUAGCUCCCUGCUGUGGUUCCCAGGUUGUGUGAUCCCUGUACAGGGCUCGCCAGCCAUCCAGGCACACUCCUUGUCUUGUCUCCCUCCUGACUUCAUGGGCUGGUGGGAAGCAGCCCCCACAGAUGGGUUCUCCUUCCUUGCAUGCUCCUCUGCAUAGGGAAAAACCUGUCUCCUUCAGGCCUCUUCUGGAUACGCUGGCUGCUUUUGAGUCUUCCCUAACAGCCUUUCUUCCCGUUCUCUCUUCCCAUCCCAGUUCCACACUGUCCCAUCCACGGCCACUCCUUUCACCGGCAUCCUGGGACACAGUUUAUGUAGCAUAGUUGUCUUAUGGGCAAUUUCAGGGCCUUGUCUUCAUUCUUGGUUUCUACCCCUGGCUAACUUCAGGUGAUUUAAACAUCCUCAUCCCCAAUGUAGGAAAUCACAGGACUAGGAGCCCCAGGUGAGGAAGCUCUGGCUGUGGAGCCCAGGCUAUGCAGCUGGAGAUUCCAGAGCUGACUACGGGGACACAGGACAGGGGACAGAGGUGGGCGACUAGAUGAAGAUUUAAGUAUAUGUUUGUGCAUACCUUUCAGUGUGCCCAAGAAAGGGACGCACAGUGUAGGGUUUCCUGUCUCCUUUUGGCUUGACAUCAUUGGCAUCAUAGGAGACCACCAUUUGGCAGCCUCAGACCAUUGCUACCAAAACAACACUUCAUGAAGCUUUUGUAAGCCCUCCAAGUAUUUUCUCGCUAAGAGGGAUAGGAAGAAGGCCAAACCACAUGGAUAUGGGAAUAAAUAUAUUAUCACAUUCGUCUACAUAAUGAACCCGUCUGUGCCAUGUAAUAUCGCCAACCGUCAAAGAAAAACACCCAAUUUCAAAUUCAGCUCAGUCUGGGGCUGUGUCAUUCUCUGUGACCUUCAGUCCACAGAAGAGGGUAAGCCAUUGAAGGCACCAACCUAUGCACUUUCCAUUCCUGGAGGCGGUCAGGGACUCCCUGGCUCCCACCCUGGGGUGGAGAAAGAGUAAUGUGGGUAGGUUGUUCUCAUCACUGAGGGAGCUGGAUACGGAUAUCUCCAUCACUGAGGGAUCUAGUGUGGGUGGUUUUCAUGAGCUGACCCAGUGUGGUUUCCUUUGCUGCUGGGGGUGGGUGUUCCCACAACUUGGGGACCAUCAAGUGGGCGGCUUCCGCGCAGCUUGAGGGAAGCCUUCGGUAUUGCCCGGGACCUUCUGUUUCUCAGUGUUCAUAGCCCAGGAGGAAGCCCACAGUGUCCUACACAGGCAACGGCGUGCCUACGCGUUCAUGGAGGAGCUGUGGCCUGGCUCCCUGGAGAGAGAGUGCAAGGAGGAGCAGUGCUCCUUUGAGGAGGCCCUAGAGAUCUUCAAGAGCGCUGAGAGGACCAAGCAGUUCUGGGCCGUGUACACGGAUGGGAACCAGUGUGACUCGAAUCCGUGCCAGAAUGGGGGCACCUGCCAGGACCAUCUCCAGGCCUACAUCUGCUUCUGCCCCCUAGACUUUGAGGGCCGGAACUGUGAGAAGAACAAGAAUGAGCAGCUCAUCUGUGCAAAUGAAAAUGGUGGCUGUGAACAGUACUGCAGCGACUCUCUAGGGACCAAGCGCACCUGCAGCUGUCAUGAGGACUAUGAGUUGCAGCCAGAUGAGGUGUCCUGCAAACCCAAAGUUGAGUACCCGUGUGGGAGAAUACCUCUUCUGGAAAAGAGAAAUUCCAGCAGCCCCCAAGGCCGGAUUGUGGGAGGCUAUGUGUGCCCCAAAGGGGAGUGUCCAUGGCAGGCUGUGCUGAAAACCAGUGGGUUGUUGCUGUGUGGGGCCAUCCUGCUGGACGCCAGUUGGAUAGUGACCGCAGCCCACUGCUUUGAUAAUAUCUGGAGCUCCAGGAACAUAACAGUGGUGAUGGGUGAGCAUGACUUCAGUGAGAAGGACGGGACCGAGCAAGUACGGCGGGUGGUACAGAUCAUCAUGCCUGACAAGUACGUCCGAGGCAGGAUCAACCACGACAUUGCCCUGCUGCGCCUCCACCGGCCUGUGACCUUCACUGACCACGUGGUGCCCCUGUGUCUGCCUGAGAGGGCCUUCUCUGAGAACACGCUCUCCAGAAUCCGCUUUUCAAGGGUCAGUGGCUGGGGCCAGCUGCUGGACCGUGGUGCCACAGCCCUGGAACUCAUGGCCAUUGAAGUGCCCCGGCUGAUGACCCAGGACUGCCUGGAGCUUUCGAAGCACAGUCCUAACACGCCCCAGAUCACAGAGAACAUGUUCUGUGCUGGCUACAUGGAUGGCACCAAGGACGCCUGCAAGGGGGACAGUGGUGGCCCACAUGCCACCCACUAUCAGGGCACAUGGUACCUGACAGGUGUGGUCAGCUGGGGGGAGGGCUGUGCGGCUGUGGGCCACAUCGGGGUAUACACCAGGGUCUCCCAGUACACAGAAUGGCUGACGAGGCUUAUGGACUCCAAGCUCCAGGUUGGGGUUCAUCGAAUCCCUCUACUCUAGCUCCUCGGACAGCCUAGCCCUUCCUGAGGAGGAAGCUGCUUCAGUGUGGAACUGUUUUGUAUCAAAUCCUAUUGGCUCUCCUGCUAUUCUUGGGGUGGGGAAGGAGAAAGAGAGAGAGAGUGAAGAAAGUGGAGGGGGGAGAUAAAUAAGAGGGAUGGAGAGAGGGGAAACGGGAAGCAGAGGGGGAAGAGUCUGAGAGACUAACAAAGACACCCAACGGGGCUGCGCAGUAGAGCCGCAGGCAGGCAGCUCAAAGGGCAGCGUGGGCCUGUCUCCCUGCAGCUGCCUCCCGUGUGCUCCGCCUACAGUGCCACACAGUAGGUGCGCAACACAUGCAUGUAGGACACGUGUGUGUCGUGCCUGUGUGUGCACUCAUGACGCCUGUACCACCUGCACUAUUGUUCACUUUCGUUUUUGUAUGAGCACGCCGUCUUCAUGUCAAUUAAAUGAGAAACACCGUC